AUGACGACCCUAAAACCGCCAGUAACAUUCCACCACAACACGCAUGCACACCUCCUACCACAGAUCCAUCAAAUACAUCGAGACUGUAUCUUGCAAGAUCAUCAAGUCCUCGCCUUCCUACCGAACGAGAACGGUACCAUCGAUGAAGCAGACCUAGCAGCUUACUGGGAAGACCAAUGCCAGCCACGAACUGCUCCAGCAUACCGAGAGCUGCUGCUUCAACUUGGAGAUGAUGAACAAGAAGUCCUGGGAUUCGUCGUUUUGGAUAUGCCGUAUGCUGAGACUGGUCCUUUUCGGGGCUUUGUGCAGAAGCUGAUGGUUUCCAUACAUCAUCGCCGCAAAGGCGUUGCUCGGAAUUUACUGAAGCAUGUGAGGAAAGUCGCCCAGGAGCAUGGCAGGACUCUUCUUAUGCUCGACACACCCGUCGGUCUCCCGGCCGAGCAGAGUGGGAUCUUCGAGAAAGCUGGCUACAUCGAAGUCGGGGUCAUUCCCAACUUCAGCAUCAGUCCCAAGGACGGAACGCUCAUUGCCGAGAAGUUCUUCUACAAGGAUCUUAGAUCUACGAAGGGAUUCUGCAACGGCCACGCACAGAAUGGUCAUAUUUAUGGCCAGCAUUCUUGA
Molecule: messenger RNA, 621 nt
Organism: Fulvia fulva
Lineage: Eukaryota; Fungi; Ascomycota; Dothideomycetes; Mycosphaerellales; Mycosphaerellaceae
Exons: 3
Coding region: 1-621 (206 amino acids)
Molecular function (GO): acyltransferase activity, transferring groups other than amino-acyl groups
Source: RefSeq, a predicted model, not a curated record